CCGAGAUCCGAUCGAGUCUUGAAAAUUCUUUGAAACCGCUCAAUUUUCCUACUGAACAAAUCAUGUUUAAAUUAUUCGCGAACAAGUAACCAUGACGCAAAGAAUGGAACGGGCAUUUCUUUAGCGCGAGCAGUAUUGACUUGGAUGAAGUGUUGAAUGGAAAUUCUAUAUCGAUUCUAUAGCAUGUAACUUCCGUUGGUCUUACGACGGAACCAACAAGUUCAGUUUUCGGCCGGAUAUAUUUGAAACUGAUUGUUCACCUUGGCGAUCCGUCGACCGACGCUAAACUAUGGCUAAUUUAAACUGAUCUACAGCAAGUCAAUGGUUCAAGGAAUAUCACAUCCGAAAAUGGCAUUCUUGCUCAAACGAUUUACACAGAAGAAACACAUCGAUACUAAAUCACUCUCUCAAUCAAAACUGUCUCGCUGUUUAUCCAUAUUCGAUCUAACAUCGCUGGGGAUAGGCAGUACUCUUGGUGCUGGAAUUUAUGUUUUAACCGGAGAGGUCGCUCGAUCGAUCUCCGGACCAAGUAUUGUUAUUUCUUUCUUCAUCGCAGCUGUUGCUUCCGUUCUCUCAGGAUUGUGUUACGCCGAGUUUGGUGCCAGAGUACCUAAAGCAGGCUCGGCGUACAUCUACAGUUACGUGACUGUGGGCGAAUUAUGCGCUUUUAUAAUCGGUUGGAAUUUGUUUUUAGAAUAUGUGAUCGGCGCCUCGUCCGUUGCUCGAGCGUGGAGCGAUUAUUUUGACUCCAUUCUCGACGGGAGAAUUCGAAAUUUUACUUUGGAACAUUUUGGUGAAAUUCACGCCGACGGCCUGUCAACAUAUCCCGAUUUUUUUGCGGUAUUACUUCUGAUGUUUGUAACUCUUGUCCUUGGGAUCGGUGUCAAAAACUCUUCUCGAUUUAACAUAAUAUUCACCGGCAUAAACUUAUUUGUUAUUCUGUUUAUAAUAUGCGUGGGGAUAUAUUUCGCCAAGGGCGAAAACUGGACACGAGAUUUCGCUCCAUUUGGGAUAUCCGGUGUUUUCUCCGGUGCAGCAACUUGCUUCUACGCUUUCGUUGGUUUUGAUGUGAUCGCGACGACCGGCGAAGAAGCUAGAAAUCCAAGCAGAGCGAUACCGAUUUCUAUCGUGUUGGCUUUAGGUAAGGAACGUCGCUCAGUCGAAUUUGUUAACCUGCUAAUUUGUUUUACAAACGCAAUGAAUAAUUCGGUACCGACCGCUAGCCGGUUUAAUUUGUGAGCUCAGCUGCGCCAAUUUUAUAAGGCUAAUAUUCUGACUAGCCUGCGUAGCAAGCGUUUCCGUGCGGUUUCGGAGAAAAGAACGAGGAACGUGAGUCAAAGACCGCGCGAAAAAUGGCGAAAAAAUGGCGCGAGUAAAAGAGCGGGGAGGGGGUGGGGAAGAAAGGUAAGGUAAGGAGUUUCCUUCCUUUCCCUCCCCCUCCCCCCUCUUUCAUUUUUUGGCUCUCGUUCCAUUUUUAGCGUGGUCAAAACCGAAAAUCCCAUUCCUCAGUCUUUCUUUGCUCCAAAACCGAACGGAAACGCUUGCUAGGCAGGCUAUAUUCUGACAAUCUCUUUUGAUUCUAUAUAAUACUGAUUUAUUGUGGAGAAUUAUUUAUCGUUAAACAGAGUUAAGUAGGUAUUGAGACUUUAAAUUAUGCCAUUUAUAUCUUUAACACUAUUUGUCACGACACAUGUUCCGUUUUCAUUCAAUAUUACUAGUUCUGGAAUUGUUUCUUAGCCAACAAAACCCCAAAGUAUUUAACCCUGUAAAACCCUAAUAUCAACAUUAAGAUUCUCAUUUACAGCCCCUAUACUUUUCAAUAGAAGUAGUAGGGAGAAUUUAUUAAAAGUUUUGCGUUUUGUUUGGUCACGAAGCUCCCUUAACCUUUUUUACAUACCGUAUUAUUCCGAAAAAAAGGCCCGGGGCAUAUAUUUUUUUAAAAGCCCUUUUUGGAGGGGCUUAUAUUCAGAGGGGCUCAUGUACGGAGGGAAAUUUGCGUUUCAAAAUCGGCUAGGCAUAUACUGGGAGAAAUAUGCGUCUCAAAAUCCAUUACAUUAGCUUAUAGUUGGAAGGAAAUUUAUGUCAGUAAUUUGCAGCAACAAGUUUUUACUGAAACACGCCUUGAGGACGUAGAUCUUUCUAAAACUCAGCCAUGUAAGUACUUUGUCUAUAUGGACCGAGGAAAUCCAAGACAAGAUUGAAGAGUAAACUGCGCAAACGGCAAUAUACUGUGACACUUUUUGACUUCAAUCAUUUGGCGGACGUAAUAGUUCUUUGGCAAAUGCAAAAAUUUAUGUGUUACUCUACAGCUUUUGCUUUGUUUUAUUUUGAAUUUGAGAGCAAUUUCCCAGUACAAGCCCCUGGGGGCUUGUAUUUGGGAGUGCGAUUUAUCGGAGAGUUUUUUGCGUUACGAGUUUGGGGGGCUUAUAUUUGGAGGAGCUUAUUUUCGGAAUUUUACGGUAUCAGAUUUUGUGUGCUAUAAUGAAGCGGCUCUCAAAUUGAAGACAUCUGUAGCUAUACUUCAGUGUAUUUAUAAUUCAGUCUUCUUGCACAUAGUAAAUCGAAAUGAGUUUCUGGUUUUCUCUGCUUAAUUUAUUACGUACCAGCAGUUAACUAUGAAUUGCACCUGUUACGGCACCCGUCGCCAAGACGGUGAUUGAAAUUUGACGCCGCAAAGGGUCUAUUGAAUGCGUGAUCUUUUUUUUCUUAACUUAAUGUCUCUCUUGCCGUAAUUUAAAUAUCUGCAUUUUAAAUGUAUUUUUUAUGUAUUUUAUAUUCGCCGUUUUGUUAGUUUCAAAAUGUUUAGAUUAAACUUCUGCCACCUGGUUGCACACGGAUUGUACCAGUUCCCGUACACCGUGUAGUUUUGAUACAUGGAGACAAGGAUCGUUUCUUUCAAUACUGCACGGUUCAUUAAGUCGAGAACAAUAAACAAGAGAGAUGGAAAACAACUUAUCUAGUAUGGAUAGUAUUGAUAUAAUAUCUAAUAUUUAUCUUGUAUGUGGUGGGAAUCUAUGAGCAAUUAUUCAGUCACCAACGGCAAUUCAGUUCAGCUGAGCUGUCUAACCUGGCUCCUUGUUUCCUAUUAAACCUUUGCGGUUCUUUGAGAGCAGUUAAUCACAGAAAAGCUGGAAAAGCUGGAAGACGGACUGGCCGGUGCAGCAUGUUCACACUUUCACCGAAGAAAUCGCCAAGCGCGCGUAUGAAAAUAAAAACCGUGGGGGUUUAUUGAGCACUAGGCAAAAGAGGGAGGGCAGGGUGCGUUGAAAUGAGUUCUUACAUUUCGAGCUCCGCGUUCUCACGCUUUGCGCUCGCUUUUGCCUGCUCCCUUGGCUCUUGCACUCGCAAAGUUCGUCGAAAAAGAAAGAAAAUCUCCUGUGACAGGCUAAUGCUGUUGGAAACCAAGUCUCGGUUUCCGUUUUAAAGAAAUUUUAGUCUAACAGGGUCUGCAGAGGUUCGCGUUGAGACAGCUCUGACGGUAUUGCAUGAACAGAUCUUAAAGUGUUUUUACUCAAUUCACAUUUGUAAUUUAUAUCUUUUGCAGGUAUCUGUUUUCUGGCUUUUUUUGGUGUCUCAGCCGUGCUGACACUGAUGUUGCCCUACAAUGAAUUAUCCAAUAGAAGCGCUCUCCCUGACGCGUUCGCAACUCGAGGAGCCCCGUGGGCCAAAUACAUUAUAGCUGUCGGUGCCCUCUGCGGAUUGAGUGCCUCCUUAAUUGGAUCCUUGUUUCCUUUACCCAGAAUGCUGUAUGCCAUGGCUAGUGACGGGCUAAUCUUCGAGUAAGAAAAGAAAUAAUUAUUCUCCGUUAUAAGUACUAGGAUUUUUCAUUUAGAUUUUGUAUCCCGCAUUCGGAUGUGUGUCACACAUAUCGCUCGUAUGUGGUUUAAGUUUUCUAGUGCUUUGAUUAAACGAUACUGACGAAAUUGUGUAAAGUUAAGAUGCAGAGGGAAUAUCACGAAGUCUAGAAAAACACAUUUGAGCAUUAUCAAAUUAUAUUAUCUCCGGGUAAUGGUAAAAUAAGUGGCAAAAUGUUGGCAAAAUCACCGAAUCACGGUACAAUGUGAAAGAACGUCGACAGUGUUUUAAUUAAUUGAAAUUGUUGGGUUCAAACUGUAGAAUUUGGGGGGUGUCCUAGCUUAAUGUGCAAUAUAACUGAGUCGCAUCUGACGGAAAAGGAAAAUUUACGAACGGACGGACUAGGCAUACAAACUUGACAGAUGGACGGACAGAUCGAAAGAAAGAAAUACUUUUACCUAUCUUAACGGACGGAUGGACAGACGGACUGGACACACAGACGUAACAGACGGACGAACAGACCAGACGAACAGAUGGACAAAAAUCUGGUAGAAGAAAUGAUCUUACUUAUCCCGACGGACGAAUGGACCGAACAGACUUAGGGAAGGACUAAGUAAAGAAACUGGACGGACGGAAACUCUGACAGAAAUUUUAGUUAUCCCGAUGGACAGCAGGACUGGAUUGACAGACAGACGUACAGACAAACAGACUGGACGGACGAACAAAUGAACAGACGGAAAGACGGACAGAUGGACAAAAAUCAUGUAUAAGAACUGAUUUUACCUAUCCUGGCAGACGGACGGAUUUGUUGGAGGGACUCGACGGACAGAUUGAAAAACAUCUUUAGGAAAUGAUUUUACGUAUCCCGAUGGACAGAACGGACUGGACAGAUGGAAAAACAGUUAUGAGAAAUGGUUUUACCUAUCCCAACGGAUGGAAACCCAAAGCGUAAACAAUGAUACUGACUUUACAGUUAAUUUACAAUUAUUGAAUGAUGCUGAGUAUGUUGUCAAAAAUCAUGCAAAACGAGUUGGGCCGGUGCUUAUAACACCCUUCGAUAUCUGCAUAAUUCUUCAUCUGUUAGAAAAGCCGAAUUAAAUAAUUGUUUUGUUAUUCAUGCGAAAUAUUUCUACGUUUUUAUCGACCUCCUUAUUACCUCUUCGUAUUCUUUCUUCAAAACAUUUGCCUGUUAUUUCGGAGCGGUUUCAGAAUAUAGACAAUGUUGCACUGAGACACUCGUCGAAAAGUAGAUGACAUCCAUCGAGCAAUACUUUUUGCGUUUCAUUGCAUUUCUUCUGUUUAGUUUUUGUUAGGAACUGGGCUAUUUCGUCUUUGGAUCGCCGUGAACGCAUUCACUGUUUUUCUUGAUUUCAUUUAUGCCAUAACAGCUAGGCUGCUGCGCCGCUGUCUGGAAACGAGGUGACGAUGUUAUAGAGUGGUAAUAUGCCAUCGAAUCGAUGGUGUAAUGCUCGCGUCUUCCAAAUAUGGUCAGCGCAAGCUGGUUAUGAAGAAUUAGUCGGGGGAUUAAAGCCGAUCGGAAAAGGCGACUUAUUUUGAAUGAAUACUAACUUACAUCCCGCUGUUUUUCUUAUUUGUUGUAGGUUUCUCGCCAAGGUGCACCCCAAGACUGAGAUCCCGGUAAUCGGUACAGUCCUAUCCGGGUCACUUGCAGCUUUCCUGGCCUUAAUAUUGGACCUUGAAGCACUGGUAGAAAUGAUGUCCAUUGGUACUCUGCUAGCCUAUACAAUAGUGGCAUUGUGCGUUUUGUUGCUCCGCUAUCAGCCUGGUAGUAUAGGCAUUGUAAAGGGAGGGGAGCGAAUUUUCUCAACCAACGACGAAAGCUUAGAAAACGAACAAGAAAUGGCGGAGGAAGGCACUCGACUCACAGGUGCAUUGGAAAAUAACGGCCCAACUCUACAAACUGCCCAGCUUGCCGCCAUUGCAAUUUACUGCAGCCUCACCUUGUUUUUCUUCUUAAGUGUCUUUCUCAUCUGGGGAACCGAGGCUCUUUCGAAGGGUCAAUCAUGGGCUAUCAUUCUGGCUAUUAUCCUAGGUGUUCUUGUCAUUGCCUGCAUAGCCCUCCUCACACGUCAGCCCCAGAACAAAACGCCCCUGCCGUUUAUGGUGCCUUUUGUGCCUGCAAUCCCCCUCUUCUCAGUAUUUAUUAAUGUCUUUCUGAUUCUGAAGCUUUCUCACCUGACGUGGAUACGUUUUGGCGUUUGGAUGGCUAUUGGUAAGUAUCAGAGUAAAGUCAAAACUAAAAGUGAUAUGAAUACUGGCCCCAUUCAUACCUAUCCGUUUUUGUUUGAGAACGGAGAUUUUUUUCUCCCCUUUGGCCUACCAUCCACAGGUAUCCGGUGAAGACGGCCACCCAAAAUGCAUGUGAAAACACCGGCUUAUCGUUUCCGUCUUGCAGAACGAACUGAAAACGGAGGGUUUCAAAUACGAUGAUGUUAUAAAUCAUACAGCCCAUGCCUUGUAUGGCAUGAUAUUGUAUUUCCAUCUUAUAAGCGUUUUCCUGUGGACGGGCGAAAACAAUUCGCCACGUGUGGAGUGUAGUUUUUCGAAAACAGAGCAAAAAACUCCGUUUUUCGGGCUUAUGUGGACGAGGCCUCAUUUUGCUCCUGUUGGUUAGAAACAUACAAUAGACUGUUAACUUUCCUUGCUUAUAUACUAAGCAUUAAUUUAAAGUUUUAUUGAAAAGCUUCACUUUUCAAUUCAAUUUUCUACUUAGUGAUGGAGAUGGAGAAAGGUGGUUCUUGGGUCUUCUGAUAAAAUCCUUUGUUGUGACCAUUCAACUGAAAUGUUUUUAACAGCACUUUCACAGGGUAAUAUUUGAUUUCCAGCAUUUUCGAAAAAAAAAUGCGGAAAUUUUGUGGUAUUUAGACUCUGGCCACUAUUGGGGGGAAAAGGUUAGGCCGAUCAUUGCAAAGUGUUGGUAAGUAUUAUUUCCAGAUGAAAUGUUUUUCCUUGACGCAAACGAACGUACCACUUUGUUAUUCUUAUCUAUAUUACUCUCAGCUUCGGUGUUUUGAAACGCGCCCUUUUAAUUUCUCAACAUGAAUGAAUUUAUAGAAAUCGCACUCUAGUCUGUUACUUCAAAGUUUUUUUUUUGUAAAAACGACAUCGUUUUGUGUUUAAUGACUGUCUGUUUUUUAACUGCCGGAGCUUAAAAAAUUGGUUAGAUGCCACGAAGUAAGUGGCACAGCCUUAACCAUGUGUUGUAGGUUGAAAGUCCGAAGACUUUUCUCGUCCUUAUCGAGGGAGAUGCUAACCUUCUCUCGGCUCAUACAACACGAUCUACAGCUGGCCCUUUCUGUUUAUAUAUACAACACGGCUUGUUCUUUCUUUCGCUUGUGGUGCAAACAUUUCUACCCAUUUUUCGUUUCCGGAGUCUAACGAAAUUUCGUUAAAUACCUCUCAAAAAGUUUUAUGAUAAUUAUUGUUGAUAUUGUUCAGUAUUUUUUGUUUCAUUUUUAAUACAUUGUGCUAUUUGUUACAAAUUAUAGCGUUUGAUGUACGCAUGCGCAAAGACGGUAACUAAAUUGUAUUCCGUUGUGAAAAUGAUUUAAUUUCGGUUCACCUUUGUGAAUUAUAUUUAAAGCAUUAAUGUAAAGUAUGCGAUGAAGAAAUGGAAGGAUGUCUAUAAUUUGUUAUAAAAAUCGGUCUUGUCAUCCGCAGCAAACUCUUUCUGCUGCCUCAGAUAAGUGAACGAUCUUUCAGUGAAAUUUGUCCGACCACUUGCUACCGGUAACGUUGAAACCAUAUCAAGGCUCGGUUUCUAUUAUCUGAGAGUUUCGGAAGGGGUGACCUGGCUGGAGCUCUUUGUUCCGUGGUUCUCUGUUUAAAAGUCUAUUCUACUGCUGAAGAGCCUUCGUUUUUUCUUUCGUUUCGAGGUAAAUCUUGCCGGAAUUGCCGAUUGAAAAAAAACGACAACAACAACAACAACAAACAGGGGAGAAACCGGCAGAAAAUCCGGGUAGGAACCACAGAUCAGGCUCUGUAUGGCUCAUUUUGUGAGUAUCCUUCUCGGUCCGAACAUCCCUGUCCUCGUUUAUUAACUGAAGAUCACACAGGUAUAAUAACGACCAAAGAACGACCUACCAGUUUUUUUUGUCAUUCUAAACUUUUUAAAAAAGUGUUACAUUACUAACUCGAGGAGGAACAAGGGACUGUCUGAACCCUAACCGGCUCUAAGUCCAGCUAUAUUAGGGACCUCAAGAUGCGACGACGACGGCGGAGAAAACGAGGCGUAAAAAGAGUAUUCGCAGUUUUUAAAUCUUCAUCGAGGUUAUCCCAACUCGCUUAUUAUGCCAAAUGUAUGCAACCUCUCCAAGAGUUGAAUUCCUAAGAACCUUAUCCAAGCUCAGAAAGGGAAAAAAAUUCCUCGUUGCCUGUUUACGUCCUCCAUCAAACAUGAAAUUAGGCAUUUUCACGUCGUCGCCGUGCUGUGGUGGCAACGAAAUGUACAAAAAAGAGAGAUGCACGUGCAAAGUUAUUGUUUUGCCUAUUCAACCUAUUUCAUUUUUGAUUAUCUCGUUGCCGCCGCCGUCGUGGGAUCUUGAGGUCUCUAUUCCGGUACUGCACCGCGGCGAAUCUUAAUUAAUCUUAAUUAUUGCUAGAACUCUGUUUUAUGGAGCCUCCGCGUUCUUAGAAAAAUGUACUCACGUCUUUGCAAUCUUAUGCUUAGUUCUGCCUUUAUGGUAAUUUUUAUCAAUUCGGUUAUACUUUUUAAAGCAACAGUAUAGAAUGCAAGUAACAAAAAUACAUCUAUAGAAAAUGAACGAAAUUAAAAAAUAAUCAAAAUAAAAAAGAUAAGAUAUCACUCUAUUUCAGCCAAGCAUUAUCCUCUGCGUCCACUUAACUUUAAAGAGUCUUGCAUGUAUUUAUACGCAUGGGCGAAGAUGGACUAACACUUUCUACAAUCAAAACUGUUUGUAAAUUUUAAUUUAUUUACUUGUUCCGUCGUUUGGUUACGAUUUCUUAGUAAGGUAAAUUAAGAAAAAAAUAUGAACUAUCUCGUUGAAAUGUCAGAUUUUACCGUUUUGUAGGCCCUUUGUUUGAAACGAAAAGAUUAGAGUAAUUAAUUGUCUUGGGCAAACAAUAUAUUACCCACAUGUAUAUUAUUGUCAAGGUCUUUCGAUCCGUGGCAUUACCUGCCGUAACCGGCCUUCCUGUUUCCAAUGAAUAUAAAUGACAGGUCCUUUUCACCAAAUUGUCAAAACAUACAUUCUCCUUAACAUUCCUAUAACAUUGUGACAGAGUAAGUGAGGAGAAUUGCGGCUUGAUCGAUGCAAUACACGACGGGGGGAGGUUUGUGUCGUUUGACGUGUAAUCGUUGAAAUAUUCGUUGCGUUUUAACCUUCGAGUCGGAGGGGUUUAUAACUAGAAUGCCGGUUCUUUUGUAACAAUGGAUCUUUGAUUUACCCGAACAAACACAAAUACUUCUUCUCAUAAGUUCUUCUAGAAGAAGCGGCUUAUUGAAUCAAGAAGACAUGGGUUGUUUUCGUAAAUUUUCUCGACGAAAGUGCAUAGAUCUUGCGUCCUUGGCGGAAACAAAACUCGCCCGGUGUUUAUCUCUUCUCGACUUAACCGCGUUGGGAGUUGGCUGUACCCUCGGUGCCGGUGUCUAUGUGAUCGCUUGUGAAAUUGCAAGAGAUGUGGCCGGACCAUCUACAGUUAUCUCCUUCUUAAUCGCUGGAAUAGCAUCGGUCUUGUCCGGACUUUGUUACGCUGAAUUCGGCGCCCGCGUACCCAAAGCUGGAUCAGCGUACAUCUACAGCUAUGUGACUGUUGGCGAGUUGGUGGCAUUUAUUAUUGGAUGGAACCUUGUCAUGGAGUACAUGAUAGGAGCAGCGGCUAUUGGCCGAGCGUGGAGUGCGUAUUUUGAUUCCAUGAUACAUGAUAAAGUUAGGCACUGGAUAGUGGACAAUGUUGGACCAAUAAAAAUCGAAGGACUUGGCAGCUACCCUGAUUUUUUAUCAGUGGGGAUUAUUUUGAUCCUAAUGACUGUUCAACUGUUCGGCGUUAAAAAAUCGACUGUGUUUAUAUUUGGUGUGACAUGCAUAAACGUCGUUGUCAUCGUCUUUAUCAUCGUCAUGGGUGUCAUUCUAGCCAGACCUGAGUAUUGGUCAGACUUUAUGCCUUACGGUCCAUCGGGAGUUCUCGCGGGCUCGGCUACUGCAUUUUUCGCUUUCGUUGGCUUCGAUGUUAUUGCAACAGCAGGCGAAGAAGCAAAGAACCCGAGUAAGACAAUUCCUUUAUCUAUCUUAUUGGCAUUAACUGUUUGUUUCUUGGCGUAUUUCGGUGUUUCUGCUGCGGUCACUUUAAUUUGGCCAUACAACAAGUUGGAUUAUGGGGCGGCCUUACCAAAAGCCUUUGAGCACCGUGGUGCUUACUUUGCUAAAUACAUUAUCGCGGUGGGAGCACUUUGCGGAAUGACAGCCGCUAUCAAUGGCGGACUUUUCCCACUACCACGUCUGCUUUACGCUAUGGCCUCGGACGGACUUAUUUUCAAAAGUUUCGCACGCGUCAGUAAGACCACCGAGGUGCCCGUUAUUGGGACCCUUUUUUCAGGAAUUCUCGCAGGAUUUCUAGCAAUGAUCUUUGAACUGCAGGCCCUUGUAGAGAUGAUGUCAAUAGGAACUCUCCAAGCGUACACUAUCGUCUCCACUUCAGUGCUUAUUCUUCGAUAUCAACCGGGAACAAUCGGCUUCGUGAAAAUCACCGAGGACGCCGCGAAAACGAAAACCGAACCCUCUAGUCCUGUUUGGGAGCCAACUGUGCGAUCAGGAAACAUUUCAAAAUGCGUGAUCUGGUUCUUGUUCUUUUAUUUCUUUUGUUUUAGUGCAUUUUUGAUCAAUGGGCUCAUUCCAAUGUACCAAGGAAAGGCAUGGGCCAUUAUACUAGCAGUUAUAUUGAUUCUUAUUUUUAUAGCCUCAAUCGUUGUGUUGAGCAUGUUGCCCAAGAGUGUAACGCCAUUGCCUUUUAAGGUACCGCUUGUUCCUUUCCUUCCUCUUGCUUCGAUGUUUAUUAACAUUUAUCUCAUGAUGGAGCUUAAUCCGGCCACGUGGCUUCGAUUCGCGGUGUGGAUGGCUAUUGGU
This is a messenger RNA of Porites lobata, 10898 nucleotides long. NCBI's taxonomy places the organism in Eukaryota, Metazoa, Cnidaria, Anthozoa, Scleractinia, Poritidae. The record is from the annotation of a GenBank genome assembly.